Molecule: messenger RNA, 2648 nt
Organism: Volvox carteri f. nagariensis
Lineage: Eukaryota; Viridiplantae; Chlorophyta; Chlorophyceae; Chlamydomonadales; Volvocaceae
Exons: 13
Coding region: 1-1737 (578 amino acids)
Biological process (GO): proteolysis; secondary metabolic process
Molecular function (GO): serine-type carboxypeptidase activity; acyltransferase activity, transferring groups other than amino-acyl groups
Source: RefSeq, a predicted model, not a curated record
AUGGCCAGUCCGCUCUUAAAGUCCAUGCUGGCCUUCUUUCUCCUCAUUUCCGGGACCCGAGCAGCGAGGUUCGUUACGCGCGCAGUUGAGAAGGCCGAGACACCAAAACGCAGCAACUUGACCCCAGACGCCGCAGCAGACAAAAUCCUGUCUUUGCCUGGAUUUCAGAACGCUCUCCCAUCAAACCAUUUUGCUGGUUAUGUUCAGGUGGACGAGCAACGAGGUCGCCGCCUCUUUUAUUACUUCGUUGAGAGCGAGCGCGACCCCGCCAACGACCCGGUGGUCCUCUGGCUGAAUGGCGGCCCCGGCUGCAGCUCCUUUGACGGCUUCGUGUACGAACACGGCCCCUUCACCUUCAACCUCGCCGUACCCGGGCCCUCCACAACCGCUACUGCCACUUCCGAUGACGCGGGGGGUGUUGCGGGGGGGCUGCAUGUGGAGCUCCGGAGUAACCCCUUCGCCUGGAACAAGGUGGCCAAUAUGAUCUUCCUGGACUCACCCGCAGGUGUGGGCCUGUCGUACAGUGAGAAUGCGGCGGACUAUGUGGUUGACGACGUCCGUACGGCAGCUGACGCGGACCGCUUUUUGCGUGGUUGGUUUCGGAGGUUCCCGCAGUAUCUGGACAACGACUUCUAUGUCAGCGGUGAGAGCUAUGCGGGUAUCUACGUGCCUAAUCUGGUCCGUCAAGUACUGUUGGGCAAUGAGGCGGGAGAGGAACCGAACAUAAAUAUUGUGGGCUACUUGGUUGGUAACGGCUGUACGGAUGAGCGUUACGACGGUAACGCCCACCCGCUGUUUGCCGCGGGCAAGUCGCUCCUUCCUUGGCGGGGUUUCCGCGAGCUCGAGUCCGAGUGCGGCGGGGGCGAGUACUGGAACCGUACACACGGCAGCACCUGUGACAAGCUGUGGAACAAGCUGGAGGCCAACCUGGCGGCGCUGAAUGUGUACGACACUUUGCAGGACUGCUUCCAUGACGGCGUCGUCGAUGACCGGGCCGCCCGCGGCGCCGCCCUCCGCGCGGCCGCCCUUGCCCGUCAGGACCGCGCCGCCGCCGCCGCCGCCGCCGCGGCUAGGCCCCAACACACUAGGCACCGGCAGCUAAGCGCUGACGGCGUUGGCAGUUUUGUGGGAGGCCGUUUUCGAAUUUCGGAGCAGCUUUUGGACGAGGCUGGUCUGCUGGGUGUGUGGCCGCUGGCUGGCGGAGUUGUACGGCCGGGUCCCGUACUGAACUGGGCCCACGUCAGCGCCAAGCUGGGUGUACGACUGGGCAUCACACCGCCAUGUACGGACUCCAGGCUGUGCGACCCAGGCACUGCCCGGCAGCAGCAGGUGUGCCGGGCUGCCGUACAGUACCGUACAGUGCCGUACACGGCCGCGGAUUUAUGGUUGAACGAUCCGCGGGUGCGCGAGGCCAUUCACGCCGAGUCCAGGGAGGCCAUCGGGUACUGGACCUUGUGUUCCGACAAGAUUUCCUACUUCCGAGACCACGGAUCCAUGAUUCCGAUUCACAUCAACAACACCAAGAUGCAUGGCCUUCGCGCCCUGAUCUACAGCGGGGAUCACGACAUGGCUGUGCCCCACACGGGCAGUGAGGCGUGGACAGGGGAUCUGGGUUUCCCCGUGAAGACGCCCUGGCAGCCUUGGUUCGUGGCGGAUGAACAGGUGUGCGUGUGUGGAAUGUUUGUGAACGAAAGCUGUGUCACCGUGUGGUAUGUAGAGGCUCUGACGUCGGACUGACUUUGUUUCCGUACACUGAAGGAUGUGCCGUACAGGACUUGGGCAGUCGCAUGGCUGUGUGGUAUUUGACGUCUGUAUAGUAAAAGAACUUCUUCUUCUUCUUACAUGUCGUGCUUAUUUUUUCGUACGUGUGUUGCACAUUCAACCAGCUCGUGCGCGUGCUUAUGUUUGGUACGAGAGAGACGGCGCCUCGAAGGGGGGAGAUUUGAGGAGAAGAUGUACACGCUGUGUGCGUGCGUGGGGAGCAGUGUGUAUGAGCAGAGGGGGGGGGUGAGGACGCGCGCGGCGCGGAUUUGAAAGGGGCCUCCAAAAGGAACCAACAGUUGACAUGACAAUAAUGUGUAGCUCUGUGAAGCUUUUGUUUAAAUGGCGUUCACAAAGCUUAGUCACAAAUGCUGGGGGUCGGUAGUAUUUAACGAGCGAGAACAGAUUAUUCAAGGGAAUUACUACAAGUACUCAAAAAAGUCAAUUUCGUGUAACCACAGGCACGAGAUGAGAUCCUGUACGAAAGGAAAAAAAAGAAAAGGACAAAAUGGUACCUCCCAUCGCAACGCGGCACCGAUAGUCCAAGUUUGUGGUGGUUAGAUUUGGGGAAAUAAGGGGGGUUGCGUCAGUCAGUAGAUGUGUGAGGUCAAAAGACAGAGCUUGGUUCAAAUUCUGUGUCAAAACGAAACUGGUCAAAUUUUGGAUCCAGAAAACAGCACUCAAAUUUUGAUAAAACAAGCAGCCGCACCUUAGGUAGUCCCACAUCGCACGACAAAUGAUCCAAUCUUCUAACACAUCCUUAAAUUAAGGUCUGCAAUACAAACCACCUUACCGACUCCAACUCCAACCGUAAAAAAUCCCACUCAGCCCCGAAAAGGAGUCCACGAAAAAGGUCGUUUCGUCGCCCCGAAACCACUCAAAUCACA